Messenger RNA from Poeciliopsis prolifica (blackstripe livebearer), 6133 nucleotides. RefSeq names its product ATPase copper transporting alpha (gene atp7a). Gene Ontology annotation, molecular function: ATP binding; ATP hydrolysis activity; copper ion binding. Gene Ontology annotation, biological process: monoatomic cation transport. Bases 270 to 4805 code for a protein of 1511 amino acids. The record is from RefSeq and is a predicted model, not a curated record. Gene Ontology annotation, cellular component: membrane. Lineage: Eukaryota; Metazoa; Chordata; Actinopteri; Cyprinodontiformes; Poeciliidae. The transcript has 23 exons.
UGAAGCCCAUCGAUCAGUCACGUCUGCUUGAGUUGAAGGAAGCAAAAAUAGGAGUUUUUUUUAUGACAACAAGAAAAAGGAAACUCUCAGUUUAUCAGAGUCAGUAGUUCCUCACUUCCGACAACAUGUCCAGACGGUUCUACUUGGUUCACUGUGACCAAAGCUGGGAAGAGGCUGUUAGCUUGUUAGCUUAGCUUGUCAGCCUGACAGUCAACAACUGUGUAGCCUGUAGCUAACCUUUCUUUUUCUCUCCUGAAGGCAAAGCAGUCAUGACACAAAAGAUAAACCUGUGCUCAGUUUCCCUCAGGGUCGAGGGAAUGACCUGCGGCUCUUGUGUUCAGUCCAUAGAGCAGCGGAUUGGGUCUCUACAUGGAGUGAUACAUAUCAAGGUGUCUUUAGAGAAGAAGAGUGCCACGGUUAUUUUUGACUCCGGUCAACAGAGUCCUGAGUCCCUGUCAGAGGCCAUCGAGGACAUGGGCUUCGAGUCCAGAGUACCAGAGAGCAGCACUGCCACUCCAGUGUUUACAGACACUCACCUGAUCCCCAUGUCAGGAAUCACACCUGCAGCCCAACAGGAGGCUUUGGAGAAGCUGUCACAAAUUCAAGGGGUGCUUGAUGUCCAGGAGAGCGCACCCAGCAUGGGCCUGACCGUCACUUAUGUUCCCUCCCUGACCUCCAUCCAGCUGCUCAGGGAGAUGGUGGAAGGUGUCUCACCUCAGGAGAAACAAACUGGUGGCAGCCCAGUGCAGAAAGGCCUGAGCGUGUCCGAGCUGGACACCGCGGCCACUGAAGCCGCGGUUCUGAAGCUCAGCAUUGAAGGAAUGACCUGCCACUCUUGCACCACCACCAUUGAAGGGAAGAUUGGAAAACUGAAAGGGAUUAAAAAGAUCAAAGUUGUUCUGGACUCUCAGGAAGCUACGGUUGUCUACUUGCCUUACCUCACCACCAUCCAGACCAUCAUCGAACAGAUUGGUGUGGCUGGCUUCAAAGCCUCUGUCAAAUCCAAGCCCCGCCCCCUGCAGCUCUCCAACAGAGACAUCGAACGUUUCAUUGAUUCUCAAAAAGCGUCGGCUUCUUCUUCUGUGCCCGAGACGUCCGAUGACACAGAGGUCUUCAUAGACACCGCGUGCGCUCGGCUCAGGGUGAAAGGCAUGCACUGCCGUUCUUGUGUGGUCAACAUUCAGGACAACAUCUCCACGCUGCCUGGUGUUUCCUCUGUAGAGGUCUCUCUGGAGAAGGAGCAGGCCUCCAUCUGCUACGACCCUCUGAAAGUCACAGUGACUCAGCUGCAGCAGGCCAUCGAAACUCUUCCUCCUGGAAACUUUAAGACCGAACACCUGGACUUCUCCCACACUCUCAAUCCCGUAUUGAGAGUGUGGGAGCACUCAGCACUACAGCCCAGACCUGCUGCUUCCCAUCCGUGUUCCACCCAGCCGCUGGUGUCUGCUGUUCAUAUUCACAUUGAAGGCAUGACCUGCAACUCCUGUGUGCAGUCUAUUGAAGGAAUGAUCUCCCAGAGAAAGGGAGUGAGGUCGGCUCAGGUGUCCCUGACUGACCAUCAGGGAGUCUUUGAGUAUGACCCUCUUCUCACCACGCCAGAGGAGCUGAAGGAGGCCAUAGAAGACAUGGGCUUUGAUGCAUUUUUACCUGAAACCAAUUCUCUGCUGCCUGCAUCGGAUCCCAUACUACCAAGGUCUCCACGUGUCCAGAAGAAGAACUUAGACAGCGAGCUCCACCACGAAACCCUGCUGGGAUCCUCUGGAGACGUGCCCUCCAAAUGCUACAUCCAGAUCGGAGGAAUGACAUGCGCAUCGUGUGUGUCAAACAUCGAGCGCAACCUCAAAAACGAAGCUGGUAUCUACUCCGUUCUGGUGGCUCUGAUGGCGAGUAAAGCAGAGGUCCGUUACAACCCUGAGGUCACAGAUCCGCUGACGAUAGCGGAGUGUGUGAAGGAGCUGGGCUUCACCGCCUCUGUGAUGGAGAACUACGAAGGAUCCGACGGAAACCUAGAGCUGGUGGUCAGGGGGAUGACAUGUGCCUCCUGUGUUCAUAAAAUCGAAUCAACCCUCGUCAGAGAAAAGGGGAUUAUAUAUGCCUCUGUUGCCUUGGCGACCAACAAAGCACAUGUAAAGUAUGACGCCGAAGUGAUCGGACCACGAGAUAUUAUCAAGCUGAUUGAGAAUAUGGGAUUUGAGGCGUCUUUAGUGAAGAGGGACCGUACAGCCAGCCACCUGGACCACAGCAAAGAGAUACAACAGUGGAGGAAGUCCUUCCUGGUGAGCUUGGUUUUCUGCGUGCCUGUGAUGGGCAUGAUGAUCUACAUGAUUUAUAUGGACCACAAGAUGAACGCUACGCACCAUCACAACGCCACGAUAGAGGACCGCAACCACUACCACUCCACCAUGUUCUUGGAGAAGCAGCUGCUCCCCGGCCUCUCCAUCAUGAACCUCCUGUCCUUUCUGUUCUGUGUACCUGUACAGUUUAUUGGAGGCCGUUACUUCUACAUCCAAGCCUACAAAGCAGUGAAGCACAAGUCUGCCAACAUGGACGUGCUCAUCGUUCUGGCCACCACCAUAGCGUUCAGCUACUCUCUGGUCAUCCUAAUCGUUGCCAUGGUGGAGAAAGCAAAAGUCAACCCCAUCACAUUCUUCGACACGCCUCCCAUGCUCUUUGUCUUCAUCUCACUGGGACGCUGGCUGGAACAGAUUGCGAAGAGCAAAACCUCCGAGGCUUUGUCCAAGCUGAUGUCGUUACAAGCUACAGAAGCCACCGUGGUGAACCUCAGCAGUGAUAACUGCAUUCUCAGUGAGGAACAAGUGGAUGUUGAGCUGGUGCAGAGAGGUGACGUGGUCAAAGUCGUCCCUGGAGGGAAGUUUCCGGUUGAUGGGAGGGUCAUUGACGGACAUUCGAUGGCAGACGAGUCUCUUAUCACAGGUGAGGCCAUGCCGGUGACAAAAAAGCCCGGGAGCUCAGUGAUCGCCGGUUCCAUAAACCAGAACGGCUCUCUGCUGGUCAGUGCUACUCAUGUCGGGAUGGACACCACCCUGUCUCAGAUAGUUAAACUGGUGGAGGAGGCACAGACUUCAAAGGCUCCUAUCCAGCAAUAUGCAGAUAAGAUCAGUGGCUACUUCGUUCCCUUCAUUGUUGUGAUAUCGGUGCUCACACUGAUUGCCUGGAUCAUCAUUGGAUUUUUGGACUUUUCUCUGGUGGAGAAUUUAUUUCCUGGUUACGAUCGAAGCAUUUCCAGGACUGAGGCAGUGAUACGGUUUGCCUUCCAGGCCUCCAUAACGGUGCUGUGCAUCGCCUGCCCCUGUUCUCUUGGCCUGGCAACCCCGACAGCUGUCAUGGUGGGAACCGGGGUUGGAGCCCAAAAUGGCAUCCUGAUAAAGGGAGGAGAGCCUCUAGAGAUGGCUCAUAAGGUCCAAUCUGUCGUAUUUGACAAGACCGGGACGAUCACAUACGGCGCUCCGAAGGUUGUCCAAGUCAAGAUGGUUGUGGAAGGGAACAGGAUGCCUCGCUCCCGCCUGCUGGCCAUUGUGGGCACAGCAGAAAAUAACAGUGAACACCCACUGGGAGCUGCUAUUACCAAAUAUUGCAAGCAGGAGCUCGGUACCGAAUCUCUCGGCACCUGCACCGACUUUCAGGCCGUGCCAGGCUGCGGCAUCCGAUGUCAGGUCAGCAACACGGAGUCUCUGCUAAAGCAGGCGGACAGCGACAGUGAGGACAACAACCAGCGCAGCAGCAUCCUCGUCCAGAUAAGUGACACUCGGACGCCGGGCAGCUCCCACCCGCUCACAAUGGACCCACAGCCUCUAAGUUUGGUUGAGACAGGCGUCUAUGUUGUCCUGAUUGGCAACAGGGAAUGGAUGAGAAGGAAUUGCCUUCAGGUCGGACCAGACAUCGAUAAUGCCAUGAUAGAGCAUGAGCGCAGAGGACGCACUGCUGUGCUAGUCGCUGUGGAGAACGAGCUGUGUGCAAUGGUAGCCAUAGCCGACACGGUGAAGCCUGAGGCUGAGCUGGCCGUCCACACGCUGACAAAUAUGGGUCUGGAGGUGGUGCUGAUGACCGGAGACAACAGUAAGACGGCGCGCGCUAUCGCCGCCCAGGUGGGCAUCAGGAAAGUGUUUGCCGAGGUGCUGCCGUCCCACAAGGUGGCCAAAGUGGAGCAGCUGCAGCAGGCCGGAAAGAGAGUUGCGAUGGUGGGCGACGGGGUCAACGACUCGCCCGCUCUGGCGAUGGCUGACGUCGGCAUCGCCAUAGGAACCGGGACAGAUGUUGCCAUUGAGGCAGCAGAUGUGGUGUUGAUCAGGAAUGACCUGCUGGAUGUUGUCAGCAGUAUCGACCUCUCUAAGAAGACGGUCAAGAGGAUCAGGAUCAACUUCGUCUUUGCUCUGAUCUACAACCUGGUUGGCAUUCCUAUCGCUGCUGGUGUGUUCCGACCCAUUGGUCUGGUGCUGCAGCCGUGGAUGGGUUCUGCUGCCAUGGCGCUGUCUUCCGUCUCUGUGGUUUUGUCCUCCCUUCUGCUGAAAUGUUACACGAAGCCCAGCGCCGAGAAGCUGGAAGCCAAACUCGGCGGCGGCAGGCAGCAGGACAGCCUGUCUGACGUCAGCGUUCACAUCGGCAUGGGCGAGCUGCGCCGUCCCUCCCCCAAACUCAGCCUGCUGGACCGCAUCGUGAACUACAGCCGAGCCUCCAUCAACUCGCUGCGCUCCGACAAGCACUCGCUCAACAGCUUGGUGCUGAGCGAGCCCGACAAACACUCGCUGCUGGUGGGGGGGCCGCUGUGCGAGGAGGAGAUCUGCUGAGCGCAGGCAUGCAUCCCAGGCGACACUGCAGUUAUUUUUAAGGCUGAACUGCGUCGAGAUCAAGCGGUUUGAAAACCGGUCCAGCCAUACUUGAAGUUAGCUUUUUGUUCUUCUUAGCUCAACCAGCUGAUCCCAUAUUCUCUGAGAGACCGUCUGUGGCGGGCCAGAAAGAUGAUCUUCCUUUUCCUUUACAACCUUCAAGAUCGACCCAUAGACAUGUAAACUGUGGUGCCCCUUGUUCUUGAGUGGACACUACAAAAGGGGAAAAUUUGAAUUCUGUUGUAUGAUUAUUCUUCUAUUUAUAUUAUUUAUCAACUUUUUGUCAUUGUAUCCUCUUAUGUGAAGAAUGAAGUUGUUGAAUCCAAAUGCCAAUAAUCACAUGCGUAAUGAUAACUCUAACUAAACAGCCUUGAAACAAGCAGAGAGUCGAUUGUAGUGGAGUGAGCUGUAAAUGUUACCCAAGUGCCAGCUGAAACGCUACCUUUGCAAAGUCCAACACAUUCCAAAGAUAGCAACCUUCACCCGUUUUCUUGGACUUUAGGUCCACGAUGUGUGAGCAAAGGUUACAUGUUCACAGGCGGCAAGCUGAAGGGUCUGGGAUUUUGCACCUUUUCGUCAAUGUGAAAGUGAAUGUGUUUAUACUCGUUUAGAACUGAGCAGAAGUUGUUACACGAGUCGCUUGGAUUGCUUUAGUUGCCUGCUGCAGACAUGCCUGGCCUCACAAAAGGCCAAACACUAAAUGUGUUCACGUCCUGCUUCUGGUUACAACUCAUAAAGUACAGUGUUAACUGUUUUCUACUGACUUAUGUAAUGCCAGUCUGUCACUUUGCUUUUAUGAUGGAUUCAUGUUAGUGCACUUGAUGAACGACUUGACGUUCGUCCUCCAGCAUCAGUGGUUUGCAAUCGAUUCGGCCAAACAGGUGCUGCUAAAUUCACUAAGUAGCUUGUUUUACUGAACCACGUUGUACAAUCAAAUGAGAUUAGAAGGGUCUAAAUUUUACAGACCAUAAAACUGUCAUUGUGUGUUUUUACAGUAUUUUAUGUGCAGUUAUCUGAUAAAAUCUGUAGAAAGUUGCUCAGCUAUACUUUAUUUUGUAUUGCUUUCUUCCUUCCUAAGCUAAAGAUCCACCAGGUUCAAACAGUAAUGCUGUUUUCUUCUGCAGACCACUCUUGAAUUUAUUUGUGGCUCUAUUUAUGCCAAUAUGUAGUAUUUGUGCAAUCUUUUUGUGAAAAUGUUCAUAAAGUUUGGGUUUUUUUUGAGGUCUGCCCAUUAUCCUCUGUGGUUCUUCCGAACAUUGUGCCUUUGAAUAAAACGCUUUUGUAACGCA